GGGGCUGCUGCGACAUACUUAAAGAGUUUGUAUGAUGCUGCCAUGAGGGCAAAAAAGGGCAAGCUGGAGGCUCACAAAGAUCUCUGCCGAAGGCAGGGAAGGAUGAGAGAUGUAAGUUGUUUCCAUUAUGAUACACUUGUACAUGCAAUAACACAUUUAUAAAGUACUAAAAAUUACCAUGAUUAGUUUUUCCUUUUGGUUGCUAAGCAUAAACAACAUCCAGUAGCAUUACUGUUUACAAGAAUAUAUGUAAAUACAUGUACACACAAAACUUGCGUGUAAGAACCUUUAUUUGUUAAGUCCAACAAAAUAGAUUCUUGCAUUUAGGGAUAGUAAUUGAAAGUUCUUAAUUUUUAUGAAGAAAUUUGUUGUUGACUAUCAGAAAAUAAAUAAACAAACUCACCGGGUAAUUUCUAACACUGCAAUCUUACACCCAAACUUUAUCAUAAAUAAAUUUAACUGUAAGCCACUUAUGAGAACCUGCCUGACCUUUCCUGGCUAAACAGGUUCAUAUAUUUUAUAAAAUUGCAAUUUUUCUGCCAGUAGGUUCUUAAACCAGUAAGUUAUUUUACUCAGGUUUCUAACCGUAUCGUCAUGUUACAGAUACAAGCAUCUUUUGAAAGGAAACAAUUGGUGCUGCACUUGUUAACCUUGUGCUAUUUUGACUUUCCUAGAAAACUCAGAAGAGGCUGGUAACACUGAAGACCAUGCCCUGGUCAAAUGAGAAAAAGGCACAGGUUGAAGAAGCUGUAGGGAGCCUAGCGUACACAAGCUCAGAUGAGUCUGACUUUUCUGAGGAUGAAAGUGGUCAGAGCAAGUUAAGCAGAUACCUUGUCAAAAGGCUUCCAUGGGAGAGGACUUCUCUAACUAAAGCUAAGAGAGAGCUUGAUGAGGCUUAUUCCAGAAGCCUCGAAUCCAAAAGGGUACACCUGGUGACAAGACGCCCGCACCCAAUGCCAUCAACAAGACGCCGACCCACUGAGCCUCUAGAAUGGGCAGUCAGGGCUGAGAAUCCAGCCCCUACACCUGGCACCCGGCCAUCUUCAUCUACAUGUACUAGAACUCCAAGUCAUCCUACGCCAGCAGUUAUACCACCCACCAGCACCCGUCCUCCUUCAUCUGGAACUCCACCUACCCGCACCCGUCCUCCUUCAUCUGGAACUCCACCUACACGCACCCAUCCUCCUUCAUCUGGAACUCAACCUACCCGCACCUGUCCUCCUUCAUCUGGAACUCCACCUAACAGCACCCAUCCUCCUUCAUCUGGAACUCCACCUUCCCGUACCCGUCCUCCAACAACUGGAAGUCCACCCACCCGCCCUUCUCCUUCAUCUUGUCCAGCAAGAACUACAACUCCAUCCCCCAGUACCAGUUCUGCCCGUCUGCCAGCAACAGUGACGCCAUCCCCCAGCACCCUUUCUUCAAGAUCUGGAACUUCAUCCCUCUUACCUGACUGUAGCUCCACUCCCAAGACAUCCAAACCAAAAAAAACUUUAAAGUCAAAAAAGGACGUGGCCCAUAGGCGUUCUGCUUCGCCAGCUUAUUGA
Messenger RNA from Porites evermanni, 1547 nucleotides. Lineage: Eukaryota; Metazoa; Cnidaria; Anthozoa; Scleractinia; Poritidae. The record is from the annotation of a GenBank genome assembly.